AUGGCUGAGUUGUUCUUUUUGCGGCACGGGAAAAGAAUAGAUCAUGCAUUGGAAGAAGACCCCACAGCAGAACCAAUACAUCCGGUGUAUGAACCGUAUGAUCCUUCCCUAGCCACGGCUGCUUUGGAUCAAAUCAAAUCGGCAUCCGAUGAGAUUGUGGACUGUACAACGUCGUUUGAUCUGGACAAACCUAGUGGAACGAGAAAGAACGUAUUCAUACAUUUUUCACCUUACUUGAGGUGCUGUCAGACUGCUGACAUCAUGUUGACGAACUUGAAAGAAUCACUACUGAAAAAGUAUCCAAACUAUAAGAUAAAGUUCCUGUUGUUGGGAGAUUUUGCAUUAUCAGAAUGGAUCCAUGAAAAGAUGAAAGAUAAAGCUCCAUUUGUAGACACACAUGAUGUGUAUCAUAUGUAUACACCCAACGUAAAAUUAAUGAAAAAUAAGUCAGCUUGUUCGAACUUUCGCCCUACGAACACUUUGGGCCAAUACAAUGGGCCCGGCUUAAGCUACAAAGAUUACCAGGCAAGGAGUAAGGACUAUUUUCAAAAAUUGAUAGCAACUUACGAUAAACCAAUUAAUGUGAAGAAUAAGGACAUAGUAAUAGUGAUUUCUCACGGAUACAUGAUCAAUAAUUUCAUGUCUUACUUCUUGAAUCAUCCUAUUUUCGAAGAAAUUCCAGAGAGCAAGAUAAACUAUGCCAGAAGAAUUGAAAAGAACGAUAGAGAAGUGAAAGUGGAAGAAGAUGGUGAUCUUGACACAUCCAUGCUCAUAUGGAAGUUGUUUAAAGAUGCCCUUGGAAUUAUUGGGGAUAGGAGUUCGAUCAAUACGAUUUUAAACUUGGAAACUGACAUAGUCUAUUAUAAGACAAACUUCAUCAAGAAAGACGAGUUAAACAAACCUGAAGAGCAUAAUGCUUGGACACCUUCAGAUUGGGAUUAUCCUAGAAAAUCUUUCAAAAUAGAAACUGUCAACCCCAGAGAUGAAUUAAAUGAAACUGCAAAUGGAUCUGAUCCUUCUAUGACUAUCGUAAAUGGUAAUAAUCAAUUAAGUAAUAAACCAAAACCACUAAAAAGUGCACCAAUAUGUGCAGCUGCUAAAGAUUGGGUGCCAGACAACGCCAGUUCUCAGUAUAAAAUGAGUUCCCUUUUCCUGCUUAAGAGAAUGGAUCUGGAAGCUUUUAAAGAGGAUUAUAGUAUAACGAAUCAUCCGUUAAAACCAAUUUCUCCGGAAAUUUCUCCAACAUCUGAACCGACUAGAAAUAAUUCAGUAAUUGACUUAAGUAAGUUGAUCGAUAAUGAUGAAAUAUAUAAGCCAGUCAAAUUAAGGUAUUCAACUGCAUCAGAAAUACCGAUUCACAAAUUAAAUUCCAAAGUUAACUCCAAGGUCAAUCUUGCACAAUCAGCUAGAUCGAAUGGAUCAUCAGCUAAUAGCUCAAUUAUAGACUUUUCCAAGUUCGUUAACUCGAUACAACUGGGCAAUCCUAUUAGUGUAAGUUCAUCUACUGCAAAUGGUAUUUCAGGGGGAGGAUCUGGUAAUAGGAAAAGAUCCUUAUCAAAUCCUAUUGUCCAAGUUGUUCAUGAAGCUAAGGAUUCCUAUUUCCCUCUGGGGGUUAAGAUAAGCUCACCUUCAAAUGCAAAUGACCUGCAAGAACCAAGUCCAAAUGGCUCAGGAAGUGAUUUGAAUCUGAUUAAGGAGCAAAGUGGAUACACACCCCAAAAUGAAAGUCGUCCAAAUAUGAUGACGAUGCUGCUUAAUAGGUCUACUUCAUUAAAUCAUAAGAAGAAAAAUCCUAAUGCCUACGGACUUCUAGCAAAGUACAUAGAGAAGACGCAAGCUGAAAGCAACAGAAGCAAUGAAGAUAUUCAAAGCAACUUUGACAAAGAUAAGAAAGAAUCAUCUUCAUCGCCUUCUUCAUCUUCGGAUCAAUUGGAACGCAUCACUGAAAAGCAGCAAGAGAGGGCAACAGCCACUGCAUUGCAAAACAAAUUAUUUGAAUUGUCUUUCGCUGAUAAGCAGUCACUGAAGGAUAAGGAUAGCAUAUCUCCAGAAAAUUCUGUUAUCAGACGUACACGUUCGCAUUCACAAUCUCAGCAUACAAACCGUGGGCGUCGUCGUAGUUCAGUUACGUUUAUUCCAACAUUACUCGAGCAUCGUACAGAGGGCAACUCCAGCAACGCCAGCGCCACCAAUUCUGAUGCAGUUGGUAUAACAACCAAGGAAAACGCUAGCAAUAGCAAUGCAGCUGCAGUCAAGGGGAAAAAACCGUUCUUUUAUAACUUAGACUCAGAUGAUUCUGACUCAUAUUCUGAAGAUUCAGAGGACGAAAAGAAGGAAGACGAGAAAAAGAAGAAUGAUUCUGCAAAAAAAAAGGGUGACUAUGUUUGGUUUGGUCAGAAUAGAGUUUAA
Messenger RNA from Dujonia railenensis, 2409 nucleotides. The record is from the annotation of a GenBank genome assembly. NCBI's taxonomy places the organism in Eukaryota, Fungi, Ascomycota, Pichiomycetes, Serinales, Debaryomycetaceae.